CAUGACAGCAGCUGCGAGACUACUACCAUUUGAACACCUGCCCUGUACAGCCCACUGUGUGCAAAGAACUGUAACUGUUUCUCUUCACGACUGUGGAUUAGAUAGUAUCUUGGCCAAAUGUCGCAAAAUUGUUGGGCACUUUAAGCACAGUCCAUCAAAUGCUCAGGAAUUAGGAGAACAGUAAGUUGCACAUGGACAGAAGCAAGAACCGCUUGUACAGGACGUCCCAACCAGGUGGAAUUCUACCUUAGAGAUGGUCAGGCGGAUCCUGCGAAACAGAUUGCCACUGUCCACUACUCUGUCUCAGCAGAACAGCAAAAUUGCCAUGUUGACAUCGCAGGAGCUUGCUAAACUGCAAAAGGUUGAAGAACUACUUGAACCUUGCAGAAAUGUGACCAAACUCCUAGGGGGCGAGCAGUACAUUUCUUGUUCAGUGGUGUUACCAGCAUUUUGCCACUUGUUCCGGGUUAUGGAGCCAUCAGACGAUGAUCCAGUCUAUGUGGUGAGGUUCAAGAAGGUGUUUACCACAGACCUAGCUAAAAGGAAGGAAAGCACCAACCUCACAUGGCUGAAGAUCGCUACUGCUCUGGACCCCAGAUUUAAAGACCUGAAGUGUCUUCCCAAAGACGAAAGGCAUGAGGUGUGGACCUCAAUAAGCAGCCUGGUAAAGGAGGAGAGGCUGGCACAACAACCUUCAACAGAGACAACAGGAAAACAGCCACCAAAGAAGACCAGGAUGUCUGAGUUCUUGCUUUGUUCAUCUGAUUCAGAUUCAGAUGAUGAAGAGUCUAUAGACAAAUGUCUGAAACGCUACAAAUCAGAGCCUAAAAUCAACAUGGACCAGUGUCCACUGCAGUGGUGGUCAUCAAGAGAAAGAGCACAUGUUCUGAUGGCACGCAUAGCACGCAAGUACCUGUCCACACCUGCAACCACAGUACCUUGUGAGAGGUUGUUCUCACUCUCAGGCCACAUCGUCCAAAAGAAGAGAGCUUCCUUGUCUCCUGAUAAUGUAAACAAACUGGUCUGUCUUAGUUGCUGGCUCAAUGCAAAAGAGUAGGCAAAAUGUUGUGGUAAAAUAUGUAACAUUCUCCUUGUGUC
Molecule: messenger RNA, 1098 nt
Organism: Rhinichthys klamathensis goyatoka
Lineage: Eukaryota; Metazoa; Chordata; Actinopteri; Cypriniformes; Leuciscidae
Exons: 2
Coding region: 254-1057 (267 amino acids)
Molecular function (GO): protein dimerization activity
Source: RefSeq, a predicted model, not a curated record